AUUCAGUCCUUCUGUGCAUACGGCCAGACCGAUUGAUCACCGCAUACCAGUUUGAUAAUCAAACUGGUAACGCCAAACUAAUUUCCUGGAAAGUGUUGUGCUAGUAAGACGUUCUCUGUAUUAACUCCAGCGUAUCACUGAGAAUGCGAACAUUUCUCUUAGUAACUGUAUUCCUUGCUGUCGCUGUUAUUUCAUGGCCCACAGUGCAAGCUGAAAAACAUUCAGUUGAUGACGAAGAUGCUAGCGAAUCAUUUGUGGGAACUCCGGUCCGUCGUGGCGCUUUUCCCAGUGUGGGUGCUAUUUUAUUUGAAGGACGUCAAAUUUGUGGAGCUACGUUAAUCAACAACAACCAUGUCUUGACUACAGCCGACUGUGUGUCAUUUUUAACCGAUACGCAGAAAACCAAUGAUCUUGCAAAGCUUAAGGUUUACCUGAAUACCGUCGCCCUGAAAACCUAUAAUCCCGGAGCUGUAAUUAGCAAUGUGCUUGGCGUCAAAGUUCACGAAUUGUACGACAAAAAGACAAAAGCUAACAAUAUUGCUGUGUUGGCUUUGGGUAGCAAUGUGACGACGCUCUAUCCAUCGAGUCUUCCCGUGGAUGGCACUACGGAUGACUACGUUGGCAAACCUGGGACCAUACUUCGUUGGGGAGCCACCAAAUCAGCCACUACAAGUCACAAAAUCUUAUUGAAAGCCCCAGUAACCAUCAUCACCAAUGAAGCGUGCAGUGCAAAAUAUGGUUUGAAGAUAUCCAGCAAUUUUCUGUGUGCCUCUGCAGGUUCUCAAGAAGGACUUACCUGCCAUGACGAUAGCAACGGCGGACCUGUCAUUGUUGAGGGACGUCAAAUCGGCAUUAUGAGCUGGGGGAAAGGCUGCAUGGAUUUCAAUUACCCAGGCAUUUACAUGAGGAUUUCGGUUUACAUGGACUGGAUUAAAAAGAACUCUUUUUAGCUACGUCACUGCUUCUGCCACUGUAGUUGGUUUCUAUUCCUAUCGUAUGUCUACAAUAUUCCUAAUAGAAGGAUACAAGCAAAAAUGUAUGAUUAAAAACCUUGCUGCUUGAUAUACACGGAUGUUAGAUUUGGCUCUGCA
Messenger RNA from Daphnia magna, 1091 nucleotides. RefSeq names its product trypsin alpha-3. Gene Ontology annotation, biological process: proteolysis. The record is from RefSeq and is a predicted model, not a curated record. Bases 144 to 950 code for a protein of 268 amino acids. NCBI's taxonomy places the organism in Eukaryota, Metazoa, Arthropoda, Branchiopoda, Diplostraca, Daphniidae. Gene Ontology annotation, molecular function: serine-type endopeptidase activity. The transcript has 8 exons.